AGCUGGGGGCGGCUGCCACCCUGGGCCUGUGGCCUCGCUGAGUUCUGCUGAGUCACGGGGUGCCCCGGGAGCCACCCGCCCCACUCCUGGCCCCUCUGCCCCUUGGCCACGUGGAAGCCACAUAAUGUGUAAGCCAUUGGCUUCCACAAGGCCAGGUGGCCUCGGACCUCACCAGGGGACAGUGCAGCCUUGGCCAGGGUGCAGGGAGGAGACGCGGGGGCCUGGCUGCACCCCUACAGCAUCCCACCCCCUGAGUCCUCUGGACACCCCACGAGAUGGCGGUGACGGUCCCCUCCCAGCGAAACCCGGGAGAGCCUCUUCCUGUCACCUGCCCCCUGAGUCUGGGGAGACCCCUGAGGGCUGGAACAGAGGCCGGGAGCAGAAGUGACUGCUCGGGCCCCACCCCACCUGCACCUGCGCCUGAGGCUGGUGUGACAGGAGCCUGACCUGAGAGGCUCCACGCACCUGGAGCUGCACAGGCCUCUGCGAACCAGUUCUAGGAACCCUGGGAGGCUUGGUAAGCCAGGUUGAAGUUCAUGAGUUCGCCCAGCCUCAGUGACCUGGGCAAGAGAGAGACGGCGGCCGCCGCCGCGGACGAGCGGGGCACACAGCAGCGCCGGGCCUGCGCCAACGCCACCUGGAACAGCAUCCACAACGGGGUGAUCGCCGUCUUCCAGCGCAGGGGGCUGCCCGACCAGGAGCUCUUCAGCCUCAACGAAGGUGUCCGGCAGCUGCUGAAGACGGAGCUCGGGCCCUUCUUCACGGAGUACCUGCAGAACCAGCUGCUGACUCAGGGCAUGGUGAUCCUCCGGGACAAGAUCCGCUUCUACGAGGGACAGAAGCUGCUGGACUCCCUGGCAGAGACCUGGGACUUCUUCUUCAGUGACGUGCUGCCCACACUGCAGGCCAUCUUCUACCCAGUGCAGGGCAAGGAGCCGUCGGUGCGCCAGCUGGCCCUGCUGCUGUUCCGGAACACCAUCACUCUCAGCGUGAAGCUGGAGGACGCACUGGCCCGUGCCCAUGCCCGCGUGCCGCCCGCCAUUGUGCAGAUGCUGCUGGUACUGCAGGGGGUGCACGAGCCCAGGGGCGUCACGGAGGACUACCUGCGUCUGGAGGUGCUGAUCCAGAAGGUGGUGUCGCCGUACCUGGGCACCUGUGGCCUCUUCUCCAGCGAGGGCCCCUCCUCCCACUCCUGCAUCCUGGAGAAGCGCCUGCUGCGCUCCCGCUCCGGGGACGUCCUGGCCAAGAACCCCGUGGUGCGCUCCAAGAGCUACAACACGCCGCUGCUGAACCCUGUGGCCGAGCACGAGGCAGAGGGCGCGGCAGCCACCGGCCCGGGCAUCCGCAGGCACUCGGUGUCGGAGAUGACGUCCUGCCCCGAGCCCCAGGGCUUCGCCGGCUCCCCUGGCCAGGGCCCCGCGGGCACCUUCAGGGCCUCCCCGACGCCCCACUUGGGGCCCUGCGCCAGCAGACUGUACCCCCCUGCCCAGCCGCCGGCACAGGGCCCUGCCCGCAGCUCCCCACCCUCCUCCAGCCCCGAGACCCUGGUGGACCAGACACUGGAGUCCGCGGACUCCGACUCCGAAGGGAUUUUCAUUGACUUUGGCCGGGGCGGCGGCUCGGGGGUGUCCGGCUUCGAGGGGGCGGGGGGCCGGCAGAGCGUGGUGUGAGGCCAGCGCUGCGCGUCCGCGGGACGUGAGAGACUUUCCGCCCCAGCCUCACUAGCCCCUUUCGACCUUGUCACUGCCUCAGUCACUUUAUCCCCCAGUCUGCGGAAAAGCCUUCCUGCCGCUCUGCCAGGUCCACUGGGGCGUCCCAGUGGGCACCACCCAGGUGCCCAGCCGGCCUUGCCCAGGGAGGACACGGUGGCUGCCCCUCCCACCUGCCCCGCCCACUGAGAAUGUGAAUCUGGUGCGGCAGAAGUCCUGAGUGCCAGGGUGCAGCAGACCCACCCUGCCCACACGCUGGGGCCACCGCCAGGCCCCCUGGGUGGCUGCCGGACAGGGAGGGGAGGAAUAAACUUGUCUGCCACUCGG
Messenger RNA from Marmota monax (woodchuck), 2036 nucleotides. RefSeq names its product proline rich 5 (gene Prr5). Bases 537 to 1670 code for a protein of 377 amino acids. Gene Ontology annotation, cellular component: TORC2 complex. The record is from RefSeq and is a predicted model, not a curated record. NCBI's taxonomy places the organism in Eukaryota, Metazoa, Chordata, Mammalia, Rodentia, Sciuridae. The transcript is spliced from 10 exons. Gene Ontology annotation, biological process: TORC2 signaling.